Notodromas monacha is the source of this 4250-nucleotide messenger RNA. Lineage: Eukaryota; Metazoa; Arthropoda; Ostracoda; Podocopida; Cyprididae. The record is from the annotation of a GenBank genome assembly.
GUUUGCAGUUGAAGUCAUUAACUGAUGGACAGUUCCUGUUGUGUCUCUGAGACAAAGCGGCGCUGACCGACGUGGCGCGAAAGAGAAAGCUCUGGAUAGCUGUGAUGAUGGAAGGGGGCAUUACAAGGGUUGCCCUUGCGUUUCCCUAGGAGAAAUUAUCGCAACCUUGAAUUAGUUGAGGAAAGUUUACUUCGCCUGAGCUCAUGAAAUUAUUUGGCAUGGGAUGGUUAGAAUGUUAACGCAUCUGUCGAUUCAUUCCUGGGUCCUGUGGAUGAUUCUGAUGCAUAUUCUGUUCUAGAGGAAUGUUCGAUCCUUCAACGUCAAUCUGUCCUGUUUUCAGCAAUUUCAGAUUGUGUGGAGAAAUGUGCCCUCGUCGACUUUUAUACUGUGGAUAACUUCAUGUUUCUUCAGGCCGUGGAACAAUGAGAACUGGGGAAAAGUUGGAUAUAAUUCCAGCAACUCUCAAAUCCAUCACUCCCGUUGAUACAAUGCCUGAGUAUCGUGACAAAUGGUUGACCAAUGAGGAAAUUGCGAGUAUUCUGCUGGGUGUAGAGAAGCACCCAGAAUGGCAGUCAGAGCAUGUGAUCAUUCGGCCAAGGAGCGGGUCAAUAAUAUUAUACAGUCGGAAUAGUAAAUAUCGUCAGGAUGGAUACGUUUGGAAGAAGCGAAGAGAUGGAAAAACUACCCGUGAGGAUCACAUGAAAUUGAAAGUCAAUAGUGUUGAGUGCAUCUACGGCUGCUACGUGCAUUCUGCCAUCCUUUCAUCGUUUCAUCGCCGGUCCUACUGGCUUUUGGAGAAUCCGGACAUCGUUUUGGUCCACUAUUUGAAUGUUCCCGAACGAAGUGCGAAUGACGAAGGAAAUGUUGGAUUCAAUUCGAGGGAAUCGUGGAGCUGUUCCAAAGAAGAAGCUGCUGCACAAAUCCAGUGCAUGCUUUCAAAUGGACACGGUUUUGGAUUCCGGUUCAUCAGCGGUUCAUCAGCUUCCACGCUUCCUAAUCCGCAAGGGAGUAUAAACGAUGUUUCAACUUUGAAGAAAACCAAAGAAGGAAUUCAGGAAUCAUCUAAAGUUUCCCUAUCUGGCCAAAAGGAGCGAAAACUUCUUCCUACCACUUCAAAACCAUCUUCCACUAAUAGUAGCCCGCACAACGGUGUUCUGCUUCCAUCCUCAAGUUUUGUGAUCUUGAAAAGUGUAGUACCUGUGAUACCAGCGGCACCUGUGUCCUGUCCUGAUCCAAAGUUACGAGAGAUUGCUGAGAAGCAUUUGGACCAGAACCUUUCUCCAUCUCCCCCAUCUUCUUCUUCAAUCAGCUCUGUCUUUCCAGACAUUGAUACGGCGUUUCUUCCAAACUUAUGGCCUCAUCAAGAUAGUAGCUGCGAAGACUCCGUAUACCAAGAUCCAAUGGAAGAUUUCUCGGGUUUGGAAGAGAUGCUCAAUGGAGGAAAGUCCAAUGAUGAGUUAAUCGGCGACCGCUCCUUUGUUCCGUUAUGCGAGGAUACGGUUCAGAAUAUCCCCGAAAUUCCCAGGAGGCUUCUCAGCCAGACCGGGGAAAACUUGCCCAAAAUUGAUUACAGAGAGGGCACAGCAAAAAUAACCGACUACUCUCCUGAAGUCGCGCCCUGCUCGGGUGGGACAAAAAUACUCGUCACUGGUCCUUGGUAUUCUGCGACUUGCCCGUAUUCUGUUCAUUUCGGGAGUGUAUCUGUACCUGCCGCACUGGUUCAAAGUGGCGUACUGAGAUGUUUCACUCCAAAACAUGCCUCUGGGAAGGUGGACGUACGAGUGGCUUGUGAGGGGUAUAUAAUCUCAAAUGUGGUACCGUUCACUUUUUCUGAAACUGGAUGCACUUUUGAUCACCAUCAAGAACGUUUUGGCGAACCGCUAAGCUCUGCAGAUUUGUCUCCCAUGAAACACAGUCUGAUCGGAAAACUGGAGAAGCUCGAAAUGUUCUUAGAACCUAGAGACAAACAAUGCGGCUCUAUAACGGAAAAAGCCUUGAUCAGUAUGUGUCACGGUAUGAUGAACCGGUCAUGGAAGCAUAGUGGUGAUGACAUGGAAAAUACGGGCUCAUCUGUACUGCAUCUCGCUGCCUGUCUUGGAUAUACACGAUUGGCGUGCACACUUCUUCACUGGAGAGCGGAAAGACCAAACAAAUUUUUGAAUGCUGAAGUGGACGAAAUGUCUUGCGACUUCUCAGGAAGUACUCCUCUGAUGCGGGCGUGUGAGUUUGGCCGAGAGGAGCUGGCAGUUACGCUUUACAAACUCAACCGAGCUGCCCUAGAAAUUGUAAGACCUACGGAUGGAGCCUCGCCAAUCGAAGCUGCGUUGAAAGCCGGGCACAAAAAAAUCGCAGAAACGAUCAGGCAGCUGGAGAAACAACGUGAAGCUUCGCAGAGAUCGGAGAAUCCGGAUGGAAUCCAUCCUGAAUUUUUCCAACCAUCUGAACCAUGCAGUUUGCGGCGGAGACAGUGGAGCUUGGAUUUGCCGUCGGAAUCGGGACCCGUGAUGAUGUGCAAACGGCCCUCAGUUGAUUCUGGGGUUUAUUUUCGUGAUUGGGGUUGGAGGCAGCCAGCUAUUAAAGGAAAUCGAGUGCAGGAAGAUCGAAUGGAUACCUCUAACUUCUCCAGUCUUCGCAAGUCUAGCAGCGUAAUUUUGAAUGAACUCCAAUUCAGAUGUUGCGAUAGAAGUAUGGGUUCGUCUUGUUCAUCGCCUCAAUCAGUAGCCAUGAACAGCCCUGGAGGAAGAAGUACCGGGUCCCCGUUGAGGCCCGGCUCAUCCUGCUUGUCUACUGCAUCUGGCUCUCCGACCACCGCAGAUUUCUUGGAAUUCUUCCGCGGAUCAUCGUGUGAAAGAGAUUUCUCUCGGUUAACCCUUUCGGAUCAUGAACAGCGAGAGUUGUACGCUGCGGUUUGCGUGAUUCAAAAGGCCUACCGUUCUUACAAAGGGCGGGUGAAAAAGCAAGAAGAACAGGAACGAGAAAGGACAGCCGCAAUCGUGAUUCAAAAUUUCUAUCGUCGCUAUAAACAAGUGAGGAGAACUAUAUCUCAAAGGAGGCAGCACCAGGCGGCGAGAAAAAUUCAGCAGUUCAUGCGACAGUCGCGGAAUAAAUUACAGAGAGAACGUGCUAUGCAAGCUACAGACCCUGGAAUUGCCCGAUUGGAAACGCUCAAUCAGCAGCCAAUGGGCCAGUGUUGCCAAAAGGAGCAGCAGAACUUUCAGUAUCAAUCCCUGGGCCUUCCCAGACAUCCUCAGUGACAGUCGGGCACAUUCAGCUAGUGGUUCUUUGAACACACUCUUACAGCCGACUGCCCUGUAAUCCUUUUUUUUUUUUUUACGAAUAUUAUUAUCCCCGAUAUUUAUGAAAUUUGCCUCAAUCAGGCUGCAUAGUGUCUUGUCAUUACUACUUACCAGUUUGGAAGAGAUUUUUACUUCAGAGCGGUUGGAUCUGAAAAAUUUUCUUGUACUACUGCUACUCAGUUUUCUGGUUGUGACGAGAUUUUGCAAGCACUAAUGAACGGGUUGUGUGUUUCCAACUGAGACACAUACAUUCGUAGACUUCAAGGGAAUCCUACAGUUUCGUAUUGUGAUAUUAAUAGGCACAGAUUUUUGUUUUACAACUCGCUUCAAAAUCCGUUGGUGCGACGCUAAGAUUUACUUGGUCAUUUUGUCGAAUACUCAUCGUUCUCUCGAAAAGAUUGAGCUUCACUCGUCGACACCGAGUUGAUUUCGGGAAUUUGUAUGCCUGGAAAGGGAUUUAAAAAUUUGGGAUUGCAUUGCAAAAUGGUGUAAAAUGUUGCUUGCCUGUGAUACAUUUAUCGGAUGAACCGAACGUUGCAGUAUCCCGCGAAAAAUGUUUCUUAUCAAAGAUCCCAAAAUAUGCGGGAUCCGUGAGAUGGAAUUUGCAUGUUUUUUUUUUUUUUUUCAUGUUCCACCAUUGAACGAAACCUUGUGACCUGAAAUUUAGGCUUUAGAUUAUCCCCAUUGUUUCGGAACAAGAGAACCGCAUACCACUUUAGUCCGGUGUGUUCUUGAAGUUUUUGGUUGUCGGGGCAGCUUUGAUUGUUACAUCCCUGUGGGUUGUACUUGGUCUUGGAUUGUUCCUUCGUCAUUUUUCAAAAUAUUGUGAGCUUUACAUUUCUUGGGGUAUGAUCAUGGAUAUGUGCAUGCCUAACUCAUCCCAUCCAUGACAUGUUUAUCUUGGGAUGCUCCCUUUCAUGUCCUAUCUCGUGGAAUACACUUGGGAUCAUCAAA